Molecule: messenger RNA, 2760 nt
Organism: Diaporthe amygdali
Lineage: Eukaryota; Fungi; Ascomycota; Sordariomycetes; Diaporthales; Diaporthaceae
Exons: 2
Coding region: 1-2760 (919 amino acids)
Cellular component (GO): Sin3-type complex
Source: RefSeq, a predicted model, not a curated record
AUGUCCUUCAGACUCAAUCUCCCGGAUGGCCGUGCCCAUAGAGAGGAGGACGUUACCCAAGCCCGACUGGCCGCCAUGAGAAACCCCACGCUUACCGCUGCCACUCCACGAGAAGGCACCCCUAUGCCGGGAGACAUGAGGCUCGACGGCUCCCUUUCCGUAGAUACUUCGUCACCUGCCCUGUCGCCUGGUCCUGGCCGCCGACAUGUCGUGUUCCCAGACCCUGUUGCUUUUAGAUAUCUCUCUGAAGACCCCUUAGUCCAGAUUGUCAAGAGCCGAGGCGAACUUAGCGGUUACGAACUGUACCUCGUCGAACAAUGGGCGUGCUCCCGACAGUCCCCGACCCUCGUCAUCGUCACCUACACCGGCGAUCCAAAGUCUUCAGUGGUGGUGGGUGUACUUUCUGUGCCGGCAGAUGAGGAUGAAUGGUCCCCACGACUCAAGGUCUACUUCAAGGCCUUGCAGAUAUACCAUGCGAGACCGAAAGAGACGGAGCUGGGCGAGCUGAUGGUCACCAACCUGAGCAGCUUUCCCUCGGCCCUCACCGUCAUAUUCGUGCCGGAUGGAGACAUCAAGAGGCACAGACAGGCCUUCAUUGUGAACGAGAACUUGAAAAGGACGGGUUGCUCAGGUCGCUCCGGCAUGACCUUGUCGGACCCUACUCCAGCCACGCAGGCCAAGUUUUAUACUACGUACAAGAUCCACGAGAAAGUCCCCUUUUUCGAGGCUGUCAUGGAUCUGGUUAAGCUUUGUCAAGUGGCACUUUUCAUUUUUGGCAUGCUGGACCAAGAGUAUAUUGAUGGUCUGCUGUGCGACAUCACCGAGACAGCAGUUGGUAACUGGUGGACUGAAGUCGGAUCCGAGUACUACAAUAUGGAGCCAACGGACGGCAUCCUGGGCCCUACUACUGUAGCAGCGCUGCUCGGCAUGCUCAUAGGUGCAAGAAAUCGCCUGAGCUCGUACGGUGUCACCGUAGCCAAAGAUGUCUUUGACAUCGACAGCACCAAGCGUGGCAUUGGGCAUUUUCAGAAGUCUCAUAAACUGGAAAGGACUAGGAGACUCGACCGUCAGACACUUCUUCAAUUGCACAAAUCCACAGCAAAGGCUGCCGCGGGUGAAGAAUGGGGCGUGCAGAAGGCAAUAGGCGCUACUGUGUCUCAAUUUGGCAAGAGAGGUGAGAUCUUGAGCGGUGUCAUUGGAACUCGUGAAAAAGCUGGCAUUGGAGAGAUCGAGACUGUCGACAUUGACAAGUUCAAAGAGCUGGUAUCUGGUGAGAGGGCAAAAUGGCUCUGGCAGGGAAAGCCUCGAAGACUUGCUCUGGAGCACCCUGAGCGAUCGAUACCAGACAUGACCAACAUGCUCAAUUUUGGCAAAGAGGAUGAGAAGGAGCGCGAGAAAGAAAAAGAGAAGCACAAGGAAAAGGACAAGGACAAGGAGAAAGACAAGGAGAAGGAGAGAGAAAGAGAGAAAGAGAAAGAGCUUGAAAUGCCGAGUCGUACUACAACGCAUUCUUUCGGAUAUGAAGACUUGGGUCCUACCCUGCGUACGAAGGAGCAGUCGAGCACUAUGUACUCGGCACCCACGCCGGGCUCUAGCCUUAGCAUGGCAGAAACCACCCCCGGCGGCGAGCAAGGUCUACACAAAGCGGUCUUCAGGAGUGUCGCGGAUCGAGUGAGCGACGCACGAUCCAGACUCGGCCGCAUUGGAGACGCCGUAGGUGGCGGUCGCAAAGGGCAUUCGAGCCGCCCGUCCAGGGACGAGACUCCAGAGACCGGAUACACUAGCCCUAGCAUAGGAAGCUUGAUCCAGUCCUCCGGUGCUCUGUCCAGUCCUGUCAUGUCAGGCCGGGCUUUCACAUGGAAGAACAAACCCGAAGAAUACGCGAACGUCUUUCAACGAAAACACCCUGAUGCCGAACACCCUAUCAGCGAAACAACCCAAGGGUCUAGGGCCACCACCGGCGCACAGCUGUCGCCACUCCAGGAAGCACGAAAUUCGGUCUCAGAAGCUAUAGGCGUUGGCAAAGACUUGGCCGGCGACGUGUCGGUAGCUCCGUCUACAGUUGACGAGAACGACUUUCACAGGCUAUUCCAGGUAUCUGAACGCAGCGGAGACGCACGCUUCUCGUUGCUACAGAGACGACAUAGUCUGGCCAUAGCGACGGGGCCCAUGGAGCAACAACUAAAUGAAGACCGCUGGCCACGACGCAUGUCAUUCAGCGCCGCUUCGGAGGCCGUUCUCCGCUGGGACGAGAUCGUCGACCUACAAGAGGAGCCCACCACGCUUGAGGAUCACCUCGCCUCCACGGAACUUGCACAAGCCCUUCACGCGCACAUAUUCAACCUCUCCAAGUCCCUCUCGCCCUGGGUAUCCUCCAAGAUUGAGACUGUGGAAUCCCUCGAGGAGACAUACGCUACGCAGCAAGACACCCUCCAACAGGCCUACUACGCGCUGUCGGACGAGUACCAGAGGGUGAAGCAGAACUCGGCUGAGAUGAUUGCCGAGGAGAAGGGAAGGGUCACCGAAGCGAUUAAGGAUGUGGAGGUUCAGGUCGCAAAGCUGGAGUACGAGAUCAACGCGCUGGUCUCGAAAGUGCAGGACGUCGAGGACGGCGUGGCGGGCUUCGAGGCCAGCGUCGUCGACGUGGAGAUCAGGGCCGAGGAGCUGAAGAGCCAGCUCGAGACCGAGAGCUGGCUACAUUGGGCGGUCAGGACGAUGACGGGUAUAGGGACGGGUCCAAACAUCACGAGGCAGGGCUGA